AGGCAUACAUGCUGAAGCCAAAAAGGAAACAAGAAAACAUAAGGCACAUUUUCUCUCUUUUUCUUUUACAAUUCAAUUGCCCCCUUUUCCCUAACACUUUUAAUUCCCGCACGUAUUUAUCCUUUCUAUCUCUACUUUUUCCACAACCACAUCACGACGACGAGCAUUUCCCUUCCCUUCUACAUUAUUAAAAUGACUCAGAUUCACGACAAGGCGGUGGGAGCAGCUCUCCUCGGAAUUGGCUCGCUCUGGUACGCCAUUGCGCUUCCCGUGUUCCUCCUCAUUGUCGGCGUCACUGCCAUCUUUGGCUUCUUGUCCUUUAUUAUGCUAAAGUCUGCCAAAAAGGCUGCCAAAAAGGCCACCUAAACCCAGCACUUUUUUCGCUUCUAUUUUGUUGAAUAUACAC
Molecule: messenger RNA, 406 nt
Organism: Kickxella alabastrina
Lineage: Eukaryota; Fungi; Kickxellomycota; Kickxellomycetes; Kickxellales; Kickxellaceae
Exons: 2
Coding region: 193-366 (57 amino acids)
Cellular component (GO): endoplasmic reticulum membrane
Molecular function (GO): enzyme regulator activity
Source: RefSeq, a predicted model, not a curated record